AUGAGAUCGAACUCACUUCGACAGUCGCUUCGUCUCAAUAUUGAACCCUCCUCAUGUAACUCGGAAUCACCGAUUCUAAUGGUCUCGCCUUGUUCGUCACGCAUUGGUGUAGGCAGUGCGGGUACGACCCCGGCCAGUAGCCCAGGGGUCAUUAUCUGUUCCGUCCUCUGUCUCUACGACUUCGACUCCGAUGGACCCGACUUGCUUCCGUUCCGUAAAAGUGAGAUCUUGGAAGUGGUAAAGCAGGAAACAACGGGCUGGUGGGCUGCCAUGCGAAAGAAUGGGGAUGUUGUCGGCUGGAUUCCAGAAGCAUUUGUUAUCCCACUCGCGAAGGAAAUGGCAGAGCGGUUACGUAGGGUGUGUCAGGAAUCACGGAUCUACGAAUACGAAGCGGAGAACCUUAGCAAUCCCGCCCCCGUCUCGCAACUCCACGAACCGGGAGUGCUGUCUUCGUCAACCCACCGUCGGAGACCCGAGGAAAGGAGGCGUGCCUCUUCACCCUUGCUACCCUCUCAUCACGCCCCUCAACAACCUCAAGAUGAUCUACAUCCCUGUGAAACCCUGAAACAUAACUCGUUGGCACCCCCUCCCCAACCAAUAGGGCCCCAACCACCACCUUCUCCAUCCGAACCAAUGCCACAGCCUCCUUUACGAUCUGCACCAUUAAACGGGUACGCAUCCCUCCUACCAACAGACCAAGUGGAGAAUCGCCCACGCCCCGGCUUGUUCUCCAGUAGGAGUCUGCGGCGGCACCAAAUUACGCUAGAUGACCAUACCACACUUUCGGAACUAUCGAUGGUUCUGGGACCUACCAACACCGGGGGGUCUGAUAGAAUCGCAAGCCCUGACAUCGCUUGUUCUUCCGAAGUCCUUUCUCAACAUUCUCGUUCCAGUAAGGUCAGACGCAGGAAUGAAAGUCACGAUGCACGAUUUCCCAACAGUUCCUUUCAGCUUGUUGGGAACAUACCCCGAUAUCUGCGGUCGACCCAUUCUGAUCAGCUUGACUUGGACUGUGAUGGCAAUGUCCGCUCAGGAACGCUGGUCGCAAUGAUCGAAAAACUUACAACUGAAUCCGUUGCUCAGGACCUAUCCAUCCCUUUUUCAACAAUGUUUCUUGCAACAUUCAGGACAAUCACUACUCCAGACAUUCUUUUUGAACUGCUCUUAGAAAGGUUUCGGAUGAGUCCGCCAAAGAAUUUAUCGCCAGCCGAUGUUGGGGAUUGGAAAUCAAGGUAUCUUCUACCAACACGAAAACGAGUUCUUGAUUUGUUCAUCGCCUGGUUGGAGCAAUAUCAUUUGCUGGAAGAAGAGCCCCACAUUGCGCGACAUCUAACCGAUUUCCUUCUUUCUUCUGUUACGCCAGUGUUCCCAGAGGAAGCAAGCAAUAUUCUUCAGAAAAUUGAACACCUGACGUUUUCGGUACCCCAUAGCGCUACACUUCUUGUUUCUCCUCGUAAACCUCGCAAAUCCAAGGCGUACAAGAACGACUUGUUAAAGAUGGACUACAUCGAUGUCGCUGAACAGCUCGCGCUUCUAGAGUUCCAGCUUUAUGCCAGGGUCUCAAGCCAAGAAUGCCUCGCAUACGCAAAAACCCAGUCUGGGGAUGAAGUAGCGAAACUGAACGUCUUCUGCAGCACACAUGAUAAAGUGGGAGCUUGGGUGAAAUCGAGCAUCCUAAGUAACGGAAUGUUGGUAAAACGCGCUGAUACAAUAGAUUUUUGGAUUAAAGUCGCAGAGAAAUCCCGGCAGUUAAAUAACAUUGCUUCUAUGAGUGCUAUCAUCAUCGCGCUUUCUAGCGUCGUCAUAACUCAAUUACAUUUCACCUGGGCUCAUGUGGGCCGGAAGUCACAUCUUGAUGUUCUACUACGGUUCAACGAUCCUAGUGGCGGCUUUGCAGGUUACCGUAACCUCUUGCAGACCAUUGAGGGUCCAUGUGUGCCGUUUGUGGGCAUGUUCUUGGCGGACAUCGUUCGGAUACGGGAACAGUUUAGCGAUCCGCCAGGGCGAUUUUGCUUCCUGCAACGGCAGAGGUGGUAUGAAACAGUGUCGACGAUGCUCAAGCAUCAGAAACAUCCGUAUGAUAUUCCAUUCAGUCAGCCGACGACUACAUUCAUCCAGAACCGCUUGGAGGAAGGGAUUUCGAAGGAACAGACCUGGUUUUGGAAGACGAGUCAACGAGUUCAACAGUCAGAACUUGCCCACGCCGAUAUACGGAAGGGAUUAGAGGCAGCUGGAUUUUAA
Molecule: messenger RNA, 2241 nt
Organism: Laccaria bicolor S238N-H82
Lineage: Eukaryota; Fungi; Basidiomycota; Agaricomycetes; Agaricales; Hydnangiaceae
Exons: 5
Coding region: 1-2241 (746 amino acids)
Biological process (GO): positive regulation of GTPase activity; Ras protein signal transduction
Cellular component (GO): plasma membrane
Molecular function (GO): protein binding; guanyl-nucleotide exchange factor activity
Source: RefSeq, a predicted model, not a curated record